Molecule: messenger RNA, 372 nt
Organism: Rhizophagus irregularis DAOM 181602=DAOM 197198
Lineage: Eukaryota; Fungi; Glomeromycota; Glomeromycetes; Glomerales; Glomeraceae
Source: RefSeq, a predicted model, not a curated record
AUGUCGUUCAUCAUCGAAGGUAAAAAAUGUUGGACCAAGUACUGGAUUUGGGGAAACGCAAAUCUCUGCGGAAGUUCUUGUGUUAGUGAGAAUAUACGUUCCCUUGGCAAACGGAAAUAUGCAGAUCAGAUGUUAUGGGUAGUUCGUGUAAUUUCUACGUACGUUACUUUUUAUAAAGCUGAGAUUCCUGCAAGGUAUCUAAUGGAGCUUGAUAAAGGCCUACCACAACGACAGUCAGUUAAGAUUCAAAGAUGGCCGGCUAAUAAUGAUUUGAGAGCUGGUUUCGAUCUCGCAGAGCCAAAUGGACGACGAAGUGUAUUGACAGCAUUUGCCAAAAUUCGGAGUUCAUUUUUGCAUGAGAAUGAUGAUUAA